Molecule: messenger RNA, 1380 nt
Organism: Leptosia nina
Lineage: Eukaryota; Metazoa; Arthropoda; Insecta; Lepidoptera; Pieridae
Source: the annotation of a GenBank genome assembly
AUGGCAGAUAAAAUUCGGAUAAAUAGUAAGUUUAAUCUUGAAGACAAUUAUGAAAUGUCUGACUCAGAAAAUGAAUAUACAGAGAAAGAGAAAGAUUUACUUAGUACACUUCAAAAGCAACAAGACGAUAAUACAAGUAGUGAGGAAGAGGUCUAUGGGUUUUCCGAAUCAGAUGAUGAAUCUGAUAAAAAUGAUUUGGGAAUGGCAGAUAGUGAUGUGGAAGGUCAAGAAAAGUCAGAUGAUGAUUUACCUGAUCCCAAAGCCUGGGGCAAGGAUAAGAGAUCUUACUACUCAACUGAUUAUGUUGAUAAAGAUUAUGGUGGAUUUGGAGACGAUGAAGAAGCUGCUCUUAUGGAAGAAGAAGAAGCUAAGAAUAUUCAGAAAAGGCUUUUGGAGCAGUUAGAUGAGGAUGAUUUUAAAUUGGAUUUUGUCAUUCCAUUAGUGCAGACUGGUGGUGAUAAUAAGGAAACAUUGAUCAAAAGUGACUUAAGUCAAAUGUCAAAAAGAGAAAAGUUACAAUUCCUGGAAAAAGACAGCCCAGAGUUUGCAGGGCUUAUUGAAGACUUCAAAUCUAAACUGACAGUGGCUAAAGAUAACUUACAGCCAGUUUUGAAACUUGUUAAAGGUGGGAAAUUACCAGAAUGCCCUGCAUCUAAGUUCAUUAAAACUAACUACAAUCUUAUCUUAAAUUACUGUACAAAUAUAAGUUUUUAUCUUUUGUUGAAAAGCCAAAGAAUAAGUAUACAAAAUCAUCCAGUCACGAAAAGACUAUACCAGUAUAGGCAAAUGUUAAAUAAAAUGGAGCCAAUAUAUUUACAAGUUAUCAAGCCCCAAAUCCAAGAAAUAAUAAGUGCUGUUGAAAACGAUGUAGAAUUGAGAAUUUUGAAUGAAAGAAGUAUAAAACGAAAGGCAAGCAAAGCUUCAUCUGAGCAGCCACAUAAGAAAUUGAAAAUGAUUAAUGCACUUGAGAAAGAUGAUGGUGAGGAUACUGGUGUCUCUGAUGAUGAUUAUGAAGGUAAUGAUUACUUUAGGACUGAUGAAAAUGUCAAUGAUAAAACAAAUGAAUCUGAUGAAAGUGGAUUCUCCGAUAAUGAUGAAGUAGAGGUUGAACACGAACCCUCAACCUCUAAUGAAGUCCUUCCAAUUGAUGAAGUAGGUGAGAAGCGUCAUAUCACCUAUCAAAUUGCUAAAAACAAAGGGCUCACACCUCACAGAAAGAAGGAACAAAGAAAUCCUAGAGUCAAACAUAAGCUGAAGUACAGAAAAGCAAAGAUAAGGAGGAAGGGUGCUGUUCGUGAGGCAAGAACUGAAGUGACAAGGUACGCAGGAGAAGCUUCAGGUAUUAAAACAAAUGUCAAAAAGAGCAUUAAACUGAAGUAG